Malurus melanocephalus (red-backed fairy wren) is the source of this 405-nucleotide messenger RNA. RefSeq names its product FHF complex subunit HOOK-interacting protein 2B-like. The record is from RefSeq and is a predicted model, not a curated record. The transcript has 4 exons. The annotation marks the transcript as partial. Lineage: Eukaryota; Metazoa; Chordata; Aves; Passeriformes; Maluridae.
CCGUCUGGGAGCGCUGCUGCAGCAGGCGGUGGAGACGCGGGAGCCCAGCGUGGACCUGCUGGAAGCCUUCACCSAGCACUGGAAAGGCAUCACCGGCUACUACCUGGAGGCCACAGACGAGAGCACCCCGGCCCGACAGACGGACAUUCCCUGGCGCCUGCGGCAGAUGAGGGAUAUUCUGGUGUACGAGGAGCAGCAGCGGCCGGCGGGGGACACGGGGCCGUGCCUCGAGUACCUGCUCCAGCACAAACUGCUGGAAACGUUGGGCACGCUGGGCAAGGCGGAGUAUCCCCCCGGGAUGAGGCAGCAGGUCCUGCUCUUCUUCAGCCGCGUGCUGGGGCAGCUGCAGCACCCGCUCCUGCACUACCUCAACGUCCACCGGCCCGUGCAGGUGAGGCCACACCC